Molecule: messenger RNA, 10945 nt
Organism: Pelodiscus sinensis (Chinese soft-shelled turtle)
Lineage: Eukaryota; Metazoa; Chordata; Testudines; Trionychidae
Source: RefSeq, a predicted model, not a curated record
GAAAGGGGGCUCGGUGCGAAAGCUCCGCAGAGCCAAGCAGCUGGUGCUGGAGGUAGGAGAAGGGAGCCUGCGGGAGGGUUGCGCCUGGGACCCGGCCCGGGCGGCGGGCGAAGAAGCGGAGCCAACUACGGGGGAGCUGGAGUUUAACCUCACCGAGCAGUUCAGCUGGUGGAUCCGCUCCGGAGAAGGAAGGCUGAGGAUCCGGUUGAUGCCCGAGAGGAAGGCGGCGUUCCUGGGCAGAGAGAGCAGCUUAUCCGCGGCCAUCAGAGCCGCCCAGCCCCGCCUGCUCUUUCAGAUCUCCUGGAGAGGUCUGAGCUCUUUGGAAUCUCCCACAAAUAUUCCUUCUCUCCCCUCUGAUUUCUCUGUGUGGAAUUUAACCUGGAUCAUGAAAGACUCUUCCCCUUUCUUCCCUCACAGAGGACAGCAUGCAUUUGACUGCAAUUUUGAAUUGCCUUGUGAACUGGAAUAUUCUCCUCCACUGAGGGACAAAGAAAACCCCAACAGGACCUGGCACAGAGUGAGUGCAGACGAGCUAAACCUUUUGGAUGGACCAGAGAGAGAUCACUCAGAGGAUUCACCAAGAGGUUCAUUCCUGUUCCUCAAUACAUCAGAGAGCAUGAGCCCCAUCAUCUUGAGCCCUUGGCUGAGGAGCAGUAGUGAGCAAUGCACUAUUCAGGUGUCUGUGUAUAGGCACUUCCAACAAAGCGGGGACUAUAUUGCUCGGCUCCUCCCUGCUGAUGAAAGUAGCAGUGAAAUCCUGAUGGCUCCAAGUCAAGAGAAAAAUGGAUGGGUGCUUCUGCAGAAGAGAGUUGGAUACCUCAAGAAACCUUUUCAGAUCUCACUGGAAUAUGUUGCGAAUGGGAAUAGGAGCAUAGCUGCUAUGGACUCCUUUGCGAUGAAGAACUGCAGUGCAGGAUCUUCUGGCUCCAAAAUGGCCCUACAGGGUUCCUACAACUGUUGGAAUGGAACAGUAAUCAAACUGGGACAGGCAUGUGAUUUCAUCAGGGACUGCGCAGAGGGAGAAGAUGAAGGAGAUAUGUGCAAAAAACUCCCCCGUGGCUUUUACUGUUCGUUUGAAGAAGGGGAUUGUGGCUGGACACAGGGCUCUACCACUUCUCUCACUCCUCCGUGGCAGAUUGGAAAUCCAGAGUACAGACACUCUCCUUCACUAGAAGGCUCUGCUCUCUUGCUAAACACCAGCGAAGUCCCAGUGGCAGAAACGACCAUCGUGACCAGCACUGUGUUUCCAGCUCCAAUUAGGAAUUCUCCCUGUGAGCUCCGAAUGUCAUGGCUCAUCCACGGCUUCUUGUUUGGAAAUAUUUCCCUGGUACUUGUCGAGAACAAAACGGGGAAGGAACAGAGCAGGACGUUCUGGCAUUUCACUAACAGUGAAGGUUUGGGAGUCUGGCAGUGGAUGGUUUUAUCUCUUCAUGACGUGUCAGACAGGUUUUGGCUUCAGAUCAUCACUUCAUGGGAAGAAGAAUCUGAUGCAGUUGUUGCUUUUGACAAUGUCUCUCUUAGCUUGGACUGCUAUCUGACAAUCAAUGGAGAGAAGACUUCUCGAGAUGCAGCUCCGGACUUGAGCAAUCUUCUCACCAAAAAAGACAGCCAGAAAAGGAUCAGAUUGGAACAAAAGAUUCUAGAAAGCCUCCAACUCAACACUGUUCCCGUCUCUGGUCCUGCAGAUCAGUGGCUGUUCACCACAUGUGGUGCCAGCGGACCGCAAGGACCCACUCAGACCCAGUGCAAUGAUGCUUACAGGAAUUCCAAUCUCAGUGUUAUAGUUGGGGCUGAAGGAAUUCUCCAAGGUGUGCAGAUCUGGAGAGUGCCAGCAACCAAUACUUACAGCAUCUCAGGCUAUGGAGCAGCUGGUGGGAAAGGAGGAAAGAAUACUAUGGUGAGGUCCCAUGGUGUGUCCGUAUUGGGGAUUUUUGACCUCCAAAAGGACGAUGCCUUAUACAUCUUGGUGGGCCAUCAAGGAGAAGAUGCCUGUCCUAGUACUAACCAUGUUAUCCAGAAAGUAUGCAUUGGAGAGAAUAACGUGAUUGAAGAGGAGAUUCGAAUGAACAGGAGUGUCCAUGAAUGGGCAGGAGGAGGUGGUGGAGGGGGAGGAGCAACAUAUAUAUUUAAGAUGGAGAAUGGAGAGCCAGUCCCUUUGAUAAUUGCAGCAGGAGGUGGUGGCAGAGCCUACAGGGCCAAAACAGAUACUUUUCAUCCAGAAAGGCUGGAGAAUGAUUCAUCUGUUCCAGGGCUGAAUGGAAAUUCAGGAGCUGCAGGUGGUGGAGGUGGCUGGAAUGAUAACACUUCCUUCCUGUGGUCAGGAAAGUCCUUGCUGGAAGGUGGCAAUGCUGCAGCAGACAAUGACCCAGAGAUCGAUGGUGAGGAUGGGGUGUCCUUUAUUAGUCCACUGGGUACUUUAUACACCCCUGCACUAAAAGUGACAGAGGGACACGGAGAGGUGGCUAUUAAGCUGCACCUUAACUGCAGCCACUGUGAGCUUGAUGAGUGCCGCGUUGAUCUUGAGACUCAAAAAGUCAUUUGCUUCUGUGAGCCUGGGACAGACCUGGCUGCUGAUGGUGUCUCUUGUGUAGCCGACCCCGGGGCUCAUCUCCCCCUCCCUUUGGUCUUGUCUGUAGUGACUUCUACACUGGUUGCUGCCCUCAUUCUGGCUUUUUCUGGGAUCAUGAUAGUGUAUCGCCGGAAGCACCAGGAACUGCAAGCCAUGCAGCUGGAAUUACAGAGCCCCGAGUACAAACUGAGCCGGCUGCGCACCUCCACUAUUAUGACAGACUACAAUCCCAACUACUGUUUUGCGGGAAAGACCACCUCCAUCAGUGAUCUCAAGGAGGUGCCUCGGAAAAAUAUCUCCCUCAUAAGAGGUUUGGGCCAUGGAGCUUUUGGCGAAGUAUAUGAAGGUCAGGUGGUGGGGAUCCUCAGUGACCCCAAUUCCUUGCAGGUGGCUGUGAAGACAUUGCCAGAAAUGUGUUCAGAGCAAGAUGAGCUGGAUUUCCUGAUGGAAGCUCUUAUUAUCAGCAAGUUCAACCAUCAGAACAUUGUGCGCUGUAUCGGAGUCAGCUUGCAGGCACUUCCACGCUUCAUCCUGCUGGAACUUAUGGCUGGAGGGGACCUGAAAUCCUUCCUGAGGGAGACACGUCCUCGACCGAGCCAGCCCUCUUCCCUUUCUAUGCUGGAUUUGCUACAUGUGGCUCGUGACAUUGCAUGUGGCUGUCAGUAUUUGGAAGAAAACCACUUCAUUCACAGGGACAUUGCUGCCAGGAACUGUCUCCUUACUUGUCAAGGGCCUGGGAGAGUAGCUAAAAUUGGAGACUUUGGAAUGGCCCGGGACAUAUACAGAGCCAGCUAUUACCGAAAGGGAGGGUGUGCAAUGCUUCCAAUCAAGUGGAUGCCACCCGAGGCCUUUAUGGAAGGAAUAUUUACAUCAAAAACUGAUACGUGGUCCUUUGGUGUGUUGCUGUGGGAGAUAUUCUCUCUUGGAUACAUGCCUUAUCCUAGCAAAAGUAACCAGGAGGUUCUGGAGUUCGUGACAAACGGGGGAAGGAUGAAUCCACCCAAAAACUGCCCUGGCCCUGUGUAUCGUAUAAUGACCCAGUGCUGGCAGCACCAGCCUGAAGACAGGCCAAACUUUGCCAUAAUACUGGAGAGGAUUGAAUACUGCACCCAGGAUCCUGAUGUCGUCACCACCGCUUUGCCUGUGGAAUAUGGUCCAUCCAUUGAGGAGCAGGAAAAGGUUCCAAUGCGCCCAGAAGACCCCAAAGCAAUCCCUCCUCUGAUGGUUUCCCCACACCAAAAGACAGAAGGUGAUAAGCAAGCCCUGCCUCCUCCACCCCCUCCACCCUCUGCCAUCUCAGCUGAAAAACCUUUGGCUAAAGUGGCAGCCCCCGAGCCUCCAGUUCCUGCGCGACCAAGCCUGGAAGGGGGACACAUCAACAUGGCCUAUGCACAAUCCACCCCAGCUUCUGAGCUUCAGAAAGGCAGGGGAUCCAGAAAUAAGCCUACCAAUCUCUGGAAUCCAACAUACGGCUCCUGGUUUUCAGAGAAGCCUGUUGACAAAAACAGUUCUCUGCUGGAGAAAGCAGUGUCCGAGAGGGAGAAUUUGAGGCAUGAAGGAAACGGUACUGUGGGGCCCGGUGUUGUGACUAAUAGGCUGCCAGGCUCCUCCCUGCUCUUAGAACCAUCUUCGCUAACAGCUAGUGUGAAGGAAGUGCCUCUCUUUAGGCUCCGCCACUUCCCCUGUGGCAACGUCAACUACGGAUACCAACAGCAGGGCUUACCCCUGGAUGUCUCUGCCCCACCUUGCGCGAGCAAUUAUGAGGACUCUGUCCUUAGAAACAAGAGCCACCUAGCCCAUCAGGGGCCCUGAGAGCCCUCUGCACUCUUGACUCUCAUUCAGUGUGGAUCUUGAGCUUGGAGAAUAUGUCUGUGUCAUCCAAGAGAGAGCAGACAGUGCUAACUUUCAUUAUGUGCCAACUAGCUCUAAAGUGCCACCCAUUGAAGCUGUAUUUUCUGAUCACUUGAGAAGCUUCAACUCAUCAGAGCCUGUACUACUACACAAAAAAAGGGGAGAUAUUAAUGUUAACUGCAAGGCCCAGCUUUCGGUUGCAUAAACUUAUAUGCAUGAUCAUUGUUGUGUCGUGCCCUUUCCUGUGCGCUUCUUCUCAAUUGUGUAUGCUCCUCUUAAAUGUAAGGGCAGGAUUCACUGCCUGAGUGUUUCAUGUUCGGGGUUUCCUUACCAAGCUGCCUGGUUGCUGUGGAAUGGGAUACUUGAAAUCCCCUAUGGAAGGCAGAGGUUUGAAAUGACUUGCGAAAGUACCAUUUAUUCAAAAUAAAAAGGAUGGAACAUCUCUGACUGAAGACACAAGGAACAUUCCCCAAGCUGCGUUACAGCUGUAGCAUUGUCUUCACAAGUCCUUGGACAUUAUGGUGUCAUUGGCAGGACAAUGAAAAGAUGCCAGUCAGACUUAUGGUUUGUGAGUAGGAUGGGAAGUAAAUUAACUGUAAAGGAAGAGACUGAAAAAAAAAUGGCUUAUAUUUUUUGCAAAACCAAAGCCAAGGAUAGUACUAGCCCUUGAAAAUUCUGUGCUAUAGAAAGGAACCGUUGUAUUCUGUCAGAACUUUUUGUUGUUCAGUGGCAUUCAGGUGGAAUUUUGCAGGGUAAGAGAAGUUUAAAAGGCCUCUACAAUGAGAAGUCACCAGUAAAUGGAAAUUAAAAGGUCUAAAAUGCCCUUUGACAUACCCUUUACUAAAACAGAAAGGCAGCAGACUUUGUACCCCAGCUGGAUUCUAGGCAGUGUCUGCAUUUGAUGGGUUCAUUACCCUACUUGUUCCUUUAACAGAAUUUUUGUAUGCUGCACUGUUGCAUUCUGUACACCUUCUGCAUGAAACGUGUGAUGUUACAAUAUACACAAAGAAUUGAAUUCAUUUGUAAAGAUUACAUAAAUAAUUUACAAUAUACUGUCAUGGGGCUGCUGAAGCAGUAGUGCUGCCUAAUAGAAAUAGGCUUAUGAGAGCAGAAAUAGGCUUAUGAGAAAUAGGCUUAUGAGAGCAGCACCAAAGGAAUAUAGAAGAGCUGGGUCUGGAUCCAAACCCUUUAACUUUGGGGAAGUGGUUCAACCUCCAAUUCUGGAUUCACACUUUGCAGUAAAUUUUCUAAUGAACGAAACCAGAACCCCAGAUUGAAACACCCUAAGCUUUGUUAGAAAAGGAUCUAAAUCUGAGGACUGUGACCAGAGACACCCAUCUUUAAAAUAUGGGUGCAGUGAAGUUCUUAUCCCUGCUCUGCCUCCCCCUACCCUUCUGGUAAAUAAUGCUGAAGUCUUAGUUGAGUGGUGUUGAAAUUGUGCAUCAAACUUUUUUUUUUUUUUAAUGAGGCUUAUGUUAGAAGGUUUGCGAUGUGAAAUGUACUAAUUCUGUAAGUGCUUUGGACUUCACUCAUCUGCUACUGGUAUGUUGCAUAUCAUGGCUGCAUGGAUUUCAUGUCUAUAGUAGGGGACUAGAAAUCAGGUCCUUCUGUUGCAAAGACAGAGGCCUCUUCCACUGGAGCUAAUAGGAUAUUUGUGAGCUAUUGGGGUAGUUAGUCUUUUUAGUGGACCAGCCACUAGAGGAAUGACUUGCUUACAGACUUGCUUACAGACACUGGAACAGGGCUGACAGUCCAUCUAGCUUAGAACUGUUGCAUUCACUACUCUUGCUACAAGAAGACAAUGUGUUCCAUGGAAGAGCAAUGACUGAGCUUUACUUGAUACUGUCAAGACUGUGUGCACAGCAAUAUUAUCCAUAUGGAAAGCUGAAAUGUCUAAAGAAAAUUUCAGUUCUUUCUUUCCCAAAAAGGAUCCAGAUUUUUUUUUUCUCAAAGCGAGUCUAAGGGAAAGCUGUAUGAUCUUUUAUUUUCUCUCGCUCCAUUCAUGGCAAGAAACAGCUCUUGCAGCAUGUAUAGCUGAGGGCAGAACCUAGUCUGUACAGGUACAUGUUCUUAAACGAGCAUAGCUGAAAUGUUAAUAAACUAUGACUAUCACUUUCAAGUAUAUUGAUCUACAGACCUGGGGUUGCCUGACUCUGCAACUCCUCCAGUUAUUGAUCAUUUCCAAUUGCUUUGGUUAAAAGUACCAUUUUUUAAAAAGAUGCUCUAGAGCAUCAGCAAAGAAAGAUGAACAGAUACAUGGAUAUUUUUUUCCCCUUUUCCCUAUUUGUGGUCACAGUAAGGCGAUGUACUGAGUGUUUUUAUUUUGCCUCUCCCGGGGUGUGCAUAUAGUCUAUUAUUGCAGGGAAGUCACCUUAUGUGUGUGUCUCACAAUGAGAGCAAAAACCAUUACUACUAAUGUCCCACAUGAACAGCAUGUUUUGGUCUGUGAAAAAUGGGGAACUGUAAUUCACAUUUGCUGACAAUAUUUUCUUCUAUCAUAUUUGGAGACUCUAAUGUAGCAUGAGAUUUUCAAAGAGGCAUAAACCUCAGCCACUUGCAACAAAAUUUUCCUCUUGAUGUGCAAAGUGCUUUGGACUCAGACAGUGGUGUUUAUAGUGGCAAUGGGCUUAGGAUGAGCGGAGUGGGGUCUGCUGAAUCUAGGCCAGGUUUAAGACUGAAGCUGGUUUUGAGCAAGGUUUAGCAUUAGAUUUUGGCCCAAAUGGCAGAAAUCUGAGUCAGCAUUUCUCAUGAAAUUUCCAUCAUCUUGCACAAUCUGUUCCAGGCACAUCUAAAAUAUGGCCAGACAUGAGCUCUUGUGGUUUUUGAUGCAGUGCAGACAUGGCGCCACAGAGGUAGGUCUGAAUUCAGCUUCAAACCCACCCGAAAGACAUCUCUUGGAAUCCAAAGGCAUUCAGAACAUGUAGGUGUGGCUUAUUUCUAAUACAAAAUGUAACUCAUCUCAGCCUCUACCCACAUUAUGAUGACUACAUCACUUGUGUAGAAGCCCAUUGCAGUAUCUCUCUUCUGCCCGCCCCACCCCACCCCACCCCACCUUGCUGGGUUAGUGAAAAUGCUGGGCAUUGCCCCUGUUCCACUACUGCAAACUAACCACUGCAGUGGAGUAAUGAAAAGAAACUCUUUUCCCCUGCUGCUGCCUCUUUGCUCUGUGACUAAAAUAGCGUCACGCUCCCUGUAUUACACAUUGCCUGUUCACCUUACAUUUUUAAUGAUAAUAGGCUUGUGUAAAGGGGCUGAAAGAUUCUGUGGUAAUAGCUCUGCUUCACUUGGAUUAUCACUGCCAUGCUUGGUGAAAUGAGCUGCAGACAUCCGUUCAGAUAAGGAACUAAAAAGGCAAUGUAUCAAGACAUGCAUAACAAGUUUUUUUCUAAAGACAAGCCAAGCAGGUGGGAAAGGCAGCUGAACAGCAGCUUGGUUUGUUGCCUUAGUCUCCACAUAACAUUAGAACAUGUUGUGAAUGGGAUUAUAAACAGCAGCUGGAGAGUAUUUACAUGGUAAUGCAAUGAUUGAUGGAUACUCAAGUUUGUUUGUUUUAAAGUAUUUUACGUUAGAACCCACUCCCCAAAAAAGUCUAUAGGAUCUGAAGCCAUUCAGUAUUCAUUAGUCAAAUGCUAUAGCAUCAGUGUAAUUCCACAGUAUUUUCACGGAAGUGAAUGAGGUUACUCUAGCUGUACACGAACAGAAAAAGCAAACUUGUCUUACUAUAUGGGGUAGAGGGUGAGUUGGCUGGAGCGAGGGAAAUUGAGGGCUUGCUACAAGCAGGUUCAGUUUUAAAUGCCUGACCACAUGAGCUCACAUGAUUGGAGCAUUUUGACAUGUCAUGUCUCCAGGAAUCCCACCUGAAAUACUGUACACUUUAAGCUUAUUACAAACUUUUUUCCAGUACCAAUAUUUUAAAAGUAAACGUGUCUUUGAAUAAUAGUUAUAUAAUAUUCAUGUAGCGAGUAUUCACCCAUUUUGGAACUAACCAUAUGUUUGGGCCUCGGUGAGUCUACUAUAAAACCAUCCCAUUCAAAUAUCUUCAUUUGAGUAUUACACAUAGGCACCUUCACGCUACAGUAAAAUGGGGGCAGCAGUAUAGCCUGAAAUGAAAGCAGUAUGAUGGAAAAACAACUACACCUCUUCUCCCACAGGAACUGUUUUCCCCCACCCCAUAUAUCUCCACGGAGUUGCAGGUUCAGACAGUUGUAAGGUGAAUUACACCAGGGAAAGGAUGUGGCUAUGGCAGGAUGACAGGAGAUCAUGGGUUAGGAAGUAUAAGGCAAUGGCUGCCAUCUGAGUUUAGGUUGUUCCACUUCCUGCUCUAUGGAGUCCUCCUGUGACUGUCAGGGAGUUCAUGGGCAAGUUUACUUAAGGCCCUUGUUGUUUGAGGUAGCCGACUUCAGUUGACUGGUUCAUUUUAAAAAAAGGUGAUAUGUUCAGUGUGUAAUGUGGUGCGUCCAAUUGUGAUAGUCACUUCCCUGGCUGUGUCUGGUAAAGGUGGUGUAUUGACAAAAUGAGACCAUAAUGCAUGACAGGCUUAGUCUGUUGUAUACCAACAGGAGUUUAAUUUUGUAAGCCUGGCCCUACACCUGACACCAUCAUCUUGGUAAAAACUUUGAAAAAGCAUAAAAUAGCCUUUUAAAGACAUCACACGUUGCCUGCCCCACAUUCCCCAAAAGAAAGUGUCUCAAUUAUCUGUAACGAUGCUUCAUUGGAAUGUCUGUCACCGGUAUAGCAGCUUAUGCAACACUAUGUAUAAAGGAAGGGCCUACGCACUUCAGGGAUAUUAAAAGACAUAUUAAUAUAUGGUCAUUGAGUAUUUUGUAUGGAAUAGUGUAUUUGUAUUGUAAACAAGUGUAGUGAACUAAAAAGCAUGAAUAUAAAUAAAAUGACAAAUUGACUCCAGCUCUUGGGUAAUCUAUUAAUCUCUCCACUAAUCAUCUCAACAAUUUGCUUGCAGGACAUCAGCUUGGCUUGGCCUGUGGAUGAACUGUUACCAUCACUAAGCUGUGGAAGUAAUUUUUAUAUACGACUUUUAGGUAGCAGUUGAAUUAAGACCAAGUUAUGUUAUCUCCUUCAGGGUAGCAGCCAUGGCUAUUUAGCAAAGUAAGUGUGAUUUAAAGUGUGUGGUGUUUCUUUUCCACAACUUUGUCUAUCCUGUUGCCACUAGAAAAAGAGCUCUAUUAGCUAAACAGACAAAGCUGAGUCUCCCACAGUCAUACUGGAAGACCAUCACAGACAUGCAUACUAUGGUACAGUUUUUUGGCUGAAGAGCUCCUGUAGCUUUAGCAAAGGUUAAAUAUCAUCCCAUUAGUGUACAGACUAGCAAACAGAGCAAGUGACAUUCCUAACUAAAAAUUACAGAACCAGUAUUGUUCUCAAUCUUCCUGUCAUCACAGGACUUUAGCCUUGACACUCCAAUGCGAUUAAACUAUCCCAAUGCUUAUUUUUUAUAGGACAGGAAAGGGAGGCCCUCCAACAGUGGGAACCAGGAGUCUUUGCUUUUGCACAGAUGAACUACGGAACUUGAGGUAAGGAGCAUUAUCCUCAUCAAUGAAAAGAGUGGACAGAUGAUCUCUCUGGGCUCACUCAGGAUAGGUCUACAUUGCAGAGCUAUUUGGGGAUACUAGAAGUAUCCCGAAAUUGCUAUUCCACGUCUAUUGAAGCAGCCCAUUAUUUUGAAACAGAUUUCAUAACAACAGGUGGCUUAUUCUGACAUCUCGGUAACCCUUGUUCCACAAGAGUUACGGGAAAUUUUGGAGUAGCGCAUUAUUUCAAGCGCCAAAUUAUGAAAUAAGCUAUUUCGAAAUAGCAUUGAAAUAUGAUACACAAUUUGCAUAUGUAAACUGCGUGCCUUAUUUCGAGCUAAGGGUGCUGUAUAGGCAUACCCUUACUGAGUUAAGGCAGCUAUGGAAUUAAAAAUCAGAAAUUUCUAAGGCCUAGACUACUGCUGAGACCAGAAAGUUAUUACACUACCCAAAAUGAGGGAGAAAAAUGAGAUCAAUCUUAUACUUUGUUUCCCAGCUUGCAAUUCUAUACCACACAUAUGAUAAACUGCAUGAAGAGAUAAAAUCUGUUUAUAUAUUAGAGUUGCCAAGUCUGUCCUAUUUACAUAAUUUGUAAGAAAAAGAAAGAACAAUAAUUUUGCAACUUUCCCCUCCAUUCCCCACAAGCAAAUUAUUUUUAAAAGAAUAGGCUUUAGUAAAUCAAAGAUCAGUGAAUAUUAUGUUAAUUACAGAAAAAAAGAUAGCUAUAGAUAUAAAACAUGGAAGAAACAGAUGUUAGACAUAGCAAGGUUCAAGGCAUCUGAACAUCUCUAGCUUCAAAUACAAACCUAUAAACAAUUCAUAAUAAAAUGUAUACAUUCAACAUUUACAAUGUUCAUCUUCAGUUAAAAAUAUUCAUAGACCAGAGUACUAUAUGCAGCCUUUUUAAUAGUCCAAGAAAAAUAGCUAUAGCCAUAUUUAAAAUACCACUGACUUUGUAUAAACUUCACAAAGUCAGUCUAAAAAGAGGAUGCUAAAA